CUAGAAGCGCGUGCACGAAGGGCGGUACGUGCCCGCGCGUCGUUUAGCAGCAAGAGGUUUUAUAGUUACGCGCCGAGUCGAUUGCAUUUGACCACGUUGAACAUCAGCCUUUCAGUGGGUUAAGAAGUGAUCAGUUCCGGCCCGCGGCGUGUUCAGGGCGCUGAAGACUUCACUGAACCUUUCAUCUGUUACAAAGGAAAAAAAAAAAGCCCAGGCAGAUCACCAUGAAUCCCUCGUGUAGCAGAUGUAACAAGAUUGUCUAUCCCACGGAAAAAGUAAACUGCCUUGACAAGUAUUGGCACAAAGGAUGUUUCAGCUGCGAGGUCUGCAAAAUGACUCUAAACAUGAAGAACUACAAAGGAUUCGAAAAGAAACCCUACUGCAGCCAGCACUACCCUAAGACGGGAUUCACCAGUGUGGCCGAUACUCCAGAGAACCUUCGGCUUGCUCAGCAGAGCAAGAUGCAAAGCCAGGUGCUCUAUAAAGAGGAAUUUGAGAAGAACAAAGGGAAAGGCUUCAGCGUGGUGGCUGACACACCAGAGCUGCAAAGAAUCAAGAAAUCCCAGGACCAGAUUAGCAAUAUCAAGUAUCAUGAGGAGUUUGAAAAGGGCCGAAUGGGAGGUGAGGCUCUGCCCGCUGAGAGCAAUGCUAACAAAGCUUACCAGCCUACAAGCCCAACCAGUCCUCAGAAUUACAACUAUGAGCCCCAACCUGCUCGCUCUGCAGCAGCUCCACCACCUCCUAGUGGCGGGAAACGCUACAGAGCAAUCUACGACUAUGCAGCAGCCGACGAGGAUGAGGUUUCGUUUGCUGAUGGAGACGUGAUCAUGGACGUGCAGCAGAUAGAUGAGGGAUGGAUGUUUGGCCGUGUGGAACGCACAGGCCAGCAGGGCAUGCUACCUGCCAACUACGUGGAGGCUAUAUGAGUGGAGAAGUAGAAGGAUACAGGAGGAAGGGAUGUACAUUUGGAACGACCCUGGUGCCAUCUUCAUUUACAUUUUCUUUACCUCCCUCCAGUUAAUUUCACUAUUGGUUUAACAUGUUCUUAAUUAAAUGCGAAAGAAACUUGAUCAGGCAUCUAAGCUUUAGCUUUGUUAGACAUAAUGCUAGUAUGCUUGGAAGAAAAAAAAAGUUCCUAUCAGCUGAAUGAGCAUUAUUUUUUUUUUCCAUUUUCAAUUUUAUUUACUUCUUCUUUUCUCAUAUGAGCAGUGUUGGUUUUGUGCAUUGCUUUGCCCUUGUGCUGAAAAUUAUAGCUCAGAUUGUAUUCUACCUUCAGCUUCAAAGACACUGGCGAAAUGAGACUGAGAUUGAGUUGUCAUGUCUGUAAGGAUUAUUUGUAUCUAGAAAGUUAGGUGCUGCAGUGGCUGCUGGGAAAUCCAGUUUUAGUCAGCUGAACGGUUAGAUGGGUGACUCGGCACUCAUCGCUCAAUCAUUGUCUUAAUCAUGAGCUUGUCGUGUCAAGCGCUGCAGUUGGGAGGGUAAAGCCCUUUGGAGAUCUUUUUUAUGCACUUUGCGGGAAAAAUACCAAAAAUUAUUAUGGUUUUAUAUAAGAAAAAAAAAGAUUAGAUAUGGUACAGUAAUUUCUUAAAUAUGCCACAAUGAAAGAAGAAGAAAAUUCCAGGUUUUAUUAGUAUAUAUUGGCAUAAAUGUGACAUAUCAUUCCAUUGUUAUUUUGUAAGAAAGCAUUCCAAUUCAUGAAUAUAUUCAAUAAUAAACUUAUGAUUAAACCAGUUAAA
Messenger RNA from Silurus meridionalis, 1736 nucleotides. Its product is annotated as LIM and SH3 domain protein 1-like. The record is from RefSeq and is a predicted model, not a curated record. Bases 225 to 926 code for a protein of 233 amino acids. Gene Ontology annotation, molecular function: actin filament binding. Gene Ontology annotation, cellular component: focal adhesion. NCBI's taxonomy places the organism in Eukaryota, Metazoa, Chordata, Actinopteri, Siluriformes, Siluridae. The transcript is spliced from 7 exons.